Molecule: messenger RNA, 2712 nt
Organism: Ogataea philodendri
Lineage: Eukaryota; Fungi; Ascomycota; Pichiomycetes; Pichiales; Pichiaceae
Exons: 1
Coding region: 1-2712 (903 amino acids)
Biological process (GO): nucleotide-excision repair, DNA gap filling; DNA biosynthetic process; double-strand break repair via nonhomologous end joining
Cellular component (GO): DNA ligase IV complex
Molecular function (GO): DNA binding; ATP binding; DNA ligase (ATP) activity
Source: RefSeq, a predicted model, not a curated record
AUGGUUUUUGCGUUUGAUCCUGUUGAAUCGGUGAAGAAGCCUGUAAAUCAUGGGCCGUCUCCGAAGUUUCUGGAUUUGGUUACAAAUCUGUUUGUUCCCCUGAACGAGCCAAGACAAGGGCAUUUGGCCAAAUACCACAACAAGAUUGUCAUUGAAAAGUAUCUCAGGCACUAUAAGCUUUCUGUGGGGAAAGACUUUCUGCCUGUGGCAAAAUUGGUCUUGCCGGCCAGAGACAAGGCCAGGGUUUACAUGACCAAAGAGAUAAGACUUGCCAUGAUGAUCUGUCGAAUAUUGCACAUAUCCAAGGAGAACGAGGAUUACAACAAGCUGAUGGGAUGGAAGAAGAUGAAUUUCAACCGAAUCCAGUCGUCCUUAAAGUUUGCAGACCUGCUCACAAACAUAGCAAGUAAACGUCGUGUUGAUAAGCCUGGUGGAGAACUGUCUGUUGACCAGGUCAAUUCCUAUCUCGACACUCUGCGUGAUCUUGCAGAUUCCAACACAGAUGAGAAGGUGAAGGUUUUCGAAGAAGUCAUGGAUAAAAUGGCAAAUAUUGAGUUGCGCUUCUUCUUCAGAAUAGUGCUCAAGAUUAAUCCAAUUCGUUCAGAUAAACUGUUCCUAUACAUGUGGCACCCAAAUUCGCUGGAUGUUUAUGAUCUUACACACGAUCUAGAGGCCGUGUUCUGGGGACUUUCUGAUCCAACGGUUAGAUUGGACUCUAACGAGAAGCAUUCUCGUCCAAUGUAUCCAUUUACGCCCCAGAGAUCUAAGCGGAUUCGUUCUGACUACAAUUCUAUUGCUGAACGGUUUCCUAGUGGGUUUGUGGUUGAGGAGAAGUAUAACGGCGAGCGCAUUCAGUUGCACGUGGAGAAAUCAGAUCAGGGAUACAAGUAUCGCUUCUUCAGCAGAAACGCAAUGGACUACUCCAACAUUUAUGGAAGCUCGUCAGAUGCCGGAUCGUUAGGCUGUAUUGGCCCCUUCGUGGAAGAAGCUCUGGUAGAUGGCAUUCAGAGCUGUAUUCUGGACGGGGAGAUGGUGAGUUACGACCCGAUCAAGAAUGCUACACUACCGUUUUCUACACUUAAGCCUACAGCGCUGAAAGAUCUGAGCACACAAAACAAAGACGACCCCAGACCUGUUUAUAUGGUGUUUGAUAUUUUGCACCUGAACGGGUCCUCUUUGGAGGAUUAUGUGCUCUUGGAUAGGAAAAAGGCUCUCAAAAGAGUUGUAACAUCCGUUCCACACCGAAUCGAGGUUGCUCCGUUUGAAAUCAAAACCACAGGUCAAGAGAUUGAAGAUUCGCUCACUAAUGCAAUUGAAAAAGAUCUCGAAGGACUCAUUAUUAAAGAUCCAGCAGCGCAUUACGAGAUUGGAAACUUUAUAAGCGAAAGCUGGAUCAAGAUCAAGCCCGAGUAUCUGCAUGAGUUUGGUGAGAAUCUCGAUCUAGUCAUUGUUGGUCAGAUUCCGGCUUCGAAGACAACUUACAUCUGUGCUUUGCGAGAAUCGCAAACGAGUGACAAGUUUCUUACCCUUUGCGGUGUAUCUAACGGAUUCUCCAUUGACGACUACCGCCGGAUUCAGCAGUUGACAGCUGGCAAAUGGCGACAAUGGUCUGCAGAGCGGCCUGAGAAUGUUGUGUUUGGAAAGAAAACUCCAGCCAUGUGGAUCGAUCCCAAAGAGUCUGUUGUCAUUGAGGUUAAAGCAAGUUCUAUCAGCGUUCUUUCAGAGAACAACUAUGCCACUGGCUCGACACUGUAUGCUGCAUAUUGUAUACGCAUCAGAGACGACAAAAACUGGGAAACUACAGACACAUUGGAUGAGUUCCAGGAGUCGAGCAAAGCUCACGAUUAUGGAUCUAAACACACGCUUGCCAAGAAACGAAGAUUUAAAUCCAGCAAGAGAGAACGAAUCAUGCGUCGGCUCAAUGAUGGAGCCCCGCAUACGGAGUCAACUGGCCGUCUAUUUGAAAACUACGUGAUUUGCAUCAUGACGGACUGCAUCUUCCAAGGAAAACUGACCACUGUGAGCGAACUGGGCCAGAUUCUUCGGGGAUACGGUGCGACAGUAGUUAGGAAUCAUGGUGCGAUCGUCGAAGAGGACCAGCUGUUCUUGAUUCUGGCUGACAAGAUCACCAUGGACAUUGCCGAACUUCAGCAGACGUACAACAUCUUCAAAGCCAAAUGGUGUGAGGACUGUAUACUGAUGAACAAACUGGUGAACCUUGAACCGUCGCAUAUAACUGCUUGUGAAGAACGUCUGAUUGAACAAAGUCAGUUCAAUGUUGACUCUUAUGGGAACAGUCUGGAGGUUGAUUUGACUGCAUAUCAAUUUGAAAAGCUCGUGGAGCAGAAUUAUCGGCAGGAAAAUCACGAAGUUACGGUGGAGGAUAACUCGAGCAUAUGGAAUCUGUUCAUAUUCCACGGACUACAAUUUCAUGUGCUAUCCUCGCAGCGUAACCAGUUUGAGAUGGUUCGCAGCAUGAUCGAGGCGGCUGGCGGAAUAGUGUCCGACACCCCAGACGGUUGCGGAUAUAUCGUAGUACUAGCUUCGACAAUUGACGAGCUGGAACGGCACAUCCAAAACGCAUCCAUCAGCAACACCCAUGUCCAAAUCGUUUCUUCCUCCUUUGUCGUUGAUUCGUUCACGCAAGGCGUCCUGCUGGAUGCGUCUAAUUACAAAGUUACCAUUCCAACGACACCUCGCACCGAUGUUUAA